Molecule: messenger RNA, 3853 nt
Organism: Linepithema humile (Argentine ant)
Lineage: Eukaryota; Metazoa; Arthropoda; Insecta; Hymenoptera; Formicidae
Product: dynein axonemal intermediate chain 3-like
Biological process (GO): cilium movement involved in cell motility; inner dynein arm assembly
Cellular component (GO): inner dynein arm
Molecular function (GO): dynein heavy chain binding; dynein light chain binding
Source: RefSeq, a predicted model, not a curated record
UACGAACCACAAAAAUAAUGUCGAGGAAUGGGAUUAAGUAUCGAUCAAGUUGGACGUUGCACGACGAAAAUAUCGAGAAUGUGGAGCGCGUGAGCCUCACUGCUGAAGCUCAGCGAGAACUGGGUUGCGCGGUUGGUGAGCACGUGUUCCUGGAAUAUCCUUGGGCUUAUGUGUCACGAGAGACUGUUUCGAGACUUGCCAAUACAGCGGGCUCGUCGCUGGAGCUACACCGAGACAAAAUCGAGAUUUAUGGCGGCGAUACUUUUCUCGUAGGCUAUUCGUCCACUCAGUUGAGCGGUUGUGAUUUUGUUAUCUGCUUGACGGAGGAUGCAAGGUCAGUGAUAACGAAGAGAAAUGCCGACAUUAGCAAGGGAAUCCGGAGCGAAGUCAUGCGGAAGAUCAGAAAGACCGGUGGAUCCUGGAAAACUCUAGCGAGUGAGACGGUGUUAGAUGAGACGGUGUCGGCCUCUGUCAGGUGCACAAGAGAAUUGUUUGAAGUAGAAGUGAGCUUUCCGCUUAAGUCUCUGGGCUUAAAUCGGAAGCUUUGCGACAGGCUGUCGGGAGACUCUUCGGAUAGUUAUGUGGAAUUAAUUCCUUACGAGAGAUUCGAAAAUAUCCAGAGGAGAUGCAUUUCCCGAACGAUUCAGACGCACUUGGAGCCGCGAGAAAUUCAAGUGCAAACCUAUCCCGGAUAUCCUAAAAACGCCUGGACGCAAUACAUGUACAACGAUAUUCUACCGUCGGAAGCUGAUGACGACGAAUUGAGAGAAGAGGAAACGGAGAGCGAAGAGAAAAGAGAGACCGAAGAAUCCAAAGAUGCGUCCGAGGUCGACGCAGAAGAGAAACCGAUAGAGAAGAGCUCCUUGGAGCUUUUUUUGGAAGCUCGCGCGCAGGAGAUGAUCGACGCUGUGUGUUACAAUACGGUCGUGAACGUUUAUGUAGAUGAUAUCGAGACGCUUGCACGGCGAGAAUUAGAAGUUAGUCAGCAGCGAAGUGAGAUCACUUUUGUGGAGCGAUACUCUCUCAUUAAUUUACGCUUCACCACAGGUAAAGUUAUCGCGGAUGUUUCCUGGCAUCCGAGUCUUGUUGAUUACGUGGCUGUAUCUUAUGUUGCCAUACCGUCGUGCGAAACAUCCAGUCCAUCCUCGCCGAGUGUUGAGGAUGGCGCAGCUGCAUCGAAAACAGAGUCGACGGUUUUAUUAUGGUCCCUCGCUGAUUCCCUUCGGCCCCAGCUCUUAUUACGCUGUCACCAGGACAUUUACUGUAUUUCUUUUUGUCCGACGAACAGUGACUUCGUAAUCGGCGGUUCCGUAUCCGGCCAAGUAGUUGUUUGGAACAUUCACGGCCGAAUAGCCGAUCGCAAUAUUGACGAAGUGGAGAUAAAUUUUGCGAUUCGAGAUAUCGUGUCGGAAGUAUCUGCAUCUAUGAUAUCUGAUCUGAAUCAUUUGCAUCAACUGCCGAUUCGCAGAAUACAAUGGCUUCCCGAUAACUACAGGAUUGAGCCAUCUGGAAAACUGACGAAAUUGUCGUCUCAUUCGAGUUAUCAGUUUGUGACGAUUUCCGAUGACGGCAUCGUCGCCAUCUGGGAUCUUCUGAAAUAUUCCAUUACUUCUCAGCUGAAGCCGGGCUCCGGCCAGGAUUUUGACGAUAUCUUUCGACCGACAUAUCGCUUGAACUUACGAACUUCCACGGAUUCGUCUUUCACGCCUCUUUGUCUAUGCCUUCCGCCGGACAGCGUUUUUCAAACAGAUGACAAGCGUAAUCAGUUAGAUUCCAUGGACGUAGACGACGCGAAGAGAUUAUGGAUCGGUAUGGCACAGGGACAGUUCGUUUGCUGCACCUGGGAGGGCCAGGAUACGGAAACGACUGACUUAGAGGAGUGCAAGUUCCUUGGCUGCAUUUCCGCGCACGACGGUCCCGUUGUAGCAAUUCUCCGAUCGCCGCAUGUUCCGGACAUUCUUCUGACGAUAGGCGGUCACGUCUUCGCCAUUUGGAAAGAUGAUUUCUUAGACCUUCCCCUGUUUAGGCGAAAAUCUGAUAACAUAUACACCGCGUGUUGCUGGGGCAAUCGACCAGGAACCUUUUUGAUGGGAACUAACCAGGGCGAUUUGGAGAUUUGGGAUAUUAAAAGAAGAGCAAAUGAGCCGAUACGCACACAAACUAUCUUCAGACAGCCAAUAACUGUUUUAUCACCUCAAGAAUCGUGUAAACAUGGCUUUAAGCUAAUCGGUGUCGGCGAUUGCAACAGUAUCUUCCGUAUUUUCAAGGAAUCGACGGAAUUUGAGGAUAAUAUACUUGAGAGAAUGGAUUGGUUCGAGGAAUUUGUAUGGAGAGAGAUAAGAAGAAAGAAGAUGUUUUUCUCGUGGCAGAAAGAUUUUCUCCAAAACGACCCGACAAUCGUUGCUAAAAGGCAAGCAAGAGCAAAAGAAGAACGCAGAUUGAAGCUUGAAACAGCAAGAUUAAAACUUCACAAAGAACACGAAGAACGACUGAGGUUGGAGGCUGAAGAAAAAGAACGGAAAGCACCAAAAUCCAAAGAUACUAUGUGGAAGCUACGCCAGCAAGAAAGAAUGAAGAAGAUUCUCUUAGAAAAAAAGAAAUUCGCGCCACGAGAACUGGAGGAGAAAAGACAGCCGCUAGUUCGCUUGGCUGAAGAGAGGAAUCAAAAAAUGACUAAAGCGAAGAAUCAAGUUUCGCUUUGCGACCAGCAUUUUCAUAAAAUUGUAUCUCGCAAAUUUCCUGAAUUUCAUGAUUUGGCAGAAAAAGACAAGAGCUUGGAACAGAAACAUGAAAUAGUACAGGAUGAAGAGGCAAUAAGUGCAUUAUUGCAAGAAUUUUAUAAAAUUAGGGACGAAGUGCGAAAGACAGUAGCGGAGAAGUCAUAUGUUCCAAAAUUUGAUUGGAACACUUGCAUGAAGGAAGAUAAGGAAAGACUACAAAACACGAAGCAUUCACAGAAGCAAGUUCAAAGCUAAGAAGACUUUCGCGAGAAGUGUCAAAGCGUUCCUCAUUUAUUUUACAAUCGUACAAUUUUACAUCGUAAACAUGUAUAUGUUGAUAAAAUAAUUUUUAACAAGUGUUACAAAAUUUUUUUUUAUAACAAACUGCACAUAAUUACAAUAGACAAAAAUUCUGAUUAACGUUGACUUUUAAAAAAUAUAAAAAUAUAAGAACACUACCUAGGUAGAAAUUUUCCUCGAUCUUCCCUGAAUAUAUAUGGGCCCUAUAUGGGAAAUAUUAGCUUCGAAAAUUCUGACGGGUCCUGGCUUUUCGCUGUAAAUUCUUCAAGAUUUUUUCCAGGUUUUUUAUUAAAAAAUAUCUAUUUGUAUUUUUUCUGGAUCUGGCCGGGUUCGAUCAGGGAAAAACCAGUAUUUUUAUUCUGAACUUUCAGAUUGUUCUAACGGGGUCCCUAGGGGUGAGAUUCCAGGAUAAUUUCUAAGAAAAAUUGUGGAAACAAGCUUGGACCUGAAUACAUUUUAGACAAAGGAUGUCCGUCUAUGCUCGCCGUUUUCCAUUACACAUGAGUUCAAGCUAAAUUUUCCGGACAGAUCCAAGCUAUAUUCGGGGAAAAAUAUUCAGGGCCAGACUUUCUUCUAGACCAAAUUUCUACCUGGGUAUAUAAAAGUAGCAAAGAGAGCACGAAUGAAUGAAUUUAUACGCGAGAAAUCCUGAAAUCUCGAUCUUCGAAAAGAUUACUAAAUUUCGAGAAAUUCGAAUAUCAUUAAUUCAAUGUAUAUGUCAGUCUUUGUAAUUGAAAUAAAAAAUUGUUUUUUGCACUUUGAUUGUCAAUACUUGUUUUCCCUCUUUAAAUUGUCUUGUAAUAAGUACGCAUAUCAAAGGUAUUUGAUGUUUU